Odocoileus virginianus texanus is the source of this 1735-nucleotide messenger RNA. The record is from RefSeq and is a predicted model, not a curated record. Lineage: Eukaryota; Metazoa; Chordata; Mammalia; Artiodactyla; Cervidae.
UCUUCUUCACCAGGAGCACACCUUCCGCUUUCAGCCGGACAGCCCUCUGCCCGCCCCCCGGCGCUGUCUCCAGGAGUCACCCCUCUGGGCCCCCCAGGUCCCUCAUCAGGGUUUGUCCCUCAGACGUGGGCCUCAGAACUAACUGCGUCCAAAGCUGGGUGGCCCUGCCCUUCCGCCUAGAGCCCCGGUCUCGGUGUGGCCCCCGCUUCCAAGGGGAAGCAGGGGGAAAUGGGCACUCAGCACUGCAGAGCAUGGGCACGGUCACCCCCAGCCCCAGGUGCUGACCCUCACGUCUCCCCGCAGAGCGAAGGCCGAGGACCCCGGCAGCAGCUGCCCUGCCCCCCCCGAUGCCCUGGGCAUGGCUGCCGAGACCCUGCAGCAGAGCGGCCAGAUGGCAGAGGAGACCCCCGGCUUCCUGGAGGCGCUCCUCUGUGACUUCCCAGCCCCGCUGAGCCCGGAGAGCCCCUUGCCGUGGAAGGUCCCAGGGCCCGUGCUGAGCCGCGAGGAGGCGGAGGGCGAGCUGGCCGAGCUGGCAUUGGGCUUCCUGAACAGCCGGAGCGCGCCGCCAUCGCUCGCCGCCUGCCUGGCCCACGAGGCGGUUUCCCAGCUGCUGCAGUCAGACCUCUCUGAGUUCAGGAAGCUGCCGGAGCAGGAGGAGGAAGACAGGGACGGAGCGGAGGAGAAGGCUCCUGUGACACUGCUGGACGCCGCGGGCCUGGCGCGGAGCCUCUUCGACCGCCUCUGGCAGGCGUGUGGCCAGUGGCAGCAGCAGGUGCCGGCGGCGGCCCAGGCGCCGCAGCGGCAGUGGCUGGUCUCUGCACACGCCAUCCGCAACGCCCGCCGCAGGAUGGAGGACCGGCACGUGUGCCUCCCCGCCUUCAACCUGCUCUUCGGCCUGGAGGACUCGGUGGACCGUGCCUACUUCGCCGUGUUCGACGGGCACGGAGGAGCAGACGCUGCGAGGUACGCGUCGGUGCAGGUGCACGCGGUCGCCGCCCACCGGCCGGAGCUGGCCACGGACCCCGCGGAGGCCCUCCGCGCGGCCUUCCGCCACACCGACGAGAUGUUCCUCUGGAAAGCCCGGCGAGAGCGGCUGCAGAGUGGCACCACGGGCGUGUGUGCGCUCAUCGCGGGCAACACCCUGCACGUGGCCUGGCUCGGGGACUCCCAGGUUCUGCUGGUGCAGCAGGGGCAGGCGGUGAAGCUGAUGGAGCCACACAGACCUGAGCGGCAGGACGAGAAGGACCGCAUCGAGGCCCUGGGCGGUUUCGUGUCGCACAUGGACUGCUGGAGGGUCAACGGGACCCUGGCCGUGUCCAGAGCCAUCGGGGACGUCUUCCAGAAGCCCUACGUGUCUGGGGAGGCGGACGCGGCCUCACGGGAGCUCACGGGCUCCGAGGACUACCUGCUGCUGGCCUGUGACGGCUUCUUCGACGUGGUCCCCCACCAGGAGGUGGCCGGCCUUGUGCGCAGCCACCUGGCGGGGCCUGGGGGCAGCGGGCUGCACGUGGCCGAGGCGCUGGUGGCCGCUGCCCGCGAGCGCGGCUCACACGACAACAUCACGGUCGUGGUGGUCUUCCUGCGGGACCCCCGGGACCUGCUGGAGCCGGAGCCUGAUGCGCCAUGGAGAAGCUAGGAGGCGCGGACCCCCGCCCCCCGCCCCGUGAUCCUCCCCCACAGAUGCCUUAGGACCCGGCAGGAGGUGGGCAGGUGAUGCCCCCCACGGCUCGCCCUC